Fonsecaea erecta is the source of this 945-nucleotide messenger RNA. RefSeq lists its product as hypothetical. The record is from RefSeq and is a predicted model, not a curated record. Lineage: Eukaryota; Fungi; Ascomycota; Eurotiomycetes; Chaetothyriales; Herpotrichiellaceae. Bases 1 to 945 code for a protein of 314 amino acids. The transcript has a single exon.
AUGACUUCGCACGUUUCUCCCACCUCCCCAGCUGCAGGAAAGGCCACGAUCCUUGUCCUUGGAGCCGGUUGGCUAUGGCAAUUUCUGGAGCCGGCUCUCAAAACAGCAGAGAUCACAUACGUCGCCACCACAACAAACGGGCGGGAGGGCACCAUCCCUUUCAAGUUCGAUCUGGAGUUGGAUGGCCUGGAGGAGGCCUUCAAGACGCUUCCUUUGGCGGAAUACGUGCUUGUCACCUUCCCCUUGAAGGGGAAAGGGCUCUCGAGGAAGUUGGUGCACAUGUAUGCAGAGACGCACCCACAAGACAACUCCACGAACUCCGACCGGGCUACUGCAGAGACGAAAUUCAUACAGCUCGGCAGCACUGGGAUUUGGACGUCUCCCGACUUCGUUGACAGCCACUCGCCCAUCGAUCCGGGAAAUGAGAGGGGAAUUGCAGAAGAAGAGCUCAUCUCUUUGGGUGGUUGUGUGCUGAAUCUUGCGGGCCUGUAUGGCGCACAGAGGCAGCCGGGCAACUGGAUUGCGCGUGUGGCAAAGACGAAGGAACAGCUCGGUGAGAAAGGGGCGCUCCAUUUAAUCCAUGGGAUGGACGUUGCAGGAGCGGUAAUCGGGGUCAUCAAGACAGAUAGUCAGGAUGUUGAUGAUAGUGGGCAAUUGUUUGGCAGAAGAUGGAUUGUCGCCGACUGUGUGAGCUACGAUUGGUGGAGCAUCGUGUGGGAUUGCAAUGGGGACUCCCGUGAAGAAGACUGUAGAGACCAAGAGGACGCAUCACAACACACGAGACGGGAAGAAAGAAGCAAGUAUCGACGAUGGGUGAUGGAAUUGAUGCAGGACAAGGGUGUCAAGGCGCUGCCCAGACCGCUCGAGGCACUGGGUAGGAGACUGGAUGCCCGCGAGUUUUGGAAUGCUGUUGGAAUUCUACCAGAGAGGACGUUGAGGAGAUGA